This is a messenger RNA of Symbiodinium sp. CCMP2456, 2655 nucleotides long. NCBI's taxonomy places the organism in Eukaryota, Dinophyceae, Suessiales, Symbiodiniaceae. The record is from the annotation of a GenBank genome assembly.
AUGGAAGUUUCCUUCUUUCCCGUGUCCUGCACUGAGUCUGCUGGACGAAGCGGGUAUCCUGCACAAGCUGGCAGGAGUUCAACGUUUUCAUGGAAGAAGGGUGGCACAGACCAAGAGACCCAGCAGAACGAUAGGAAAGGACUGUCUUUCGGGGGCAGCUUGAAGUCGGAGCCCAGUCGGCAAGCUGAUCCAUCUCGGCCAGACCACGACACCUGUGAGCAGGCCAUCAGUGCGAUGGUCUCGCGCAGCUACAACGGGAUGAAGGAAGCUUUGCAGCUUCUUGGACUUCCGGACUAUCCGCUGAGUUUCGUGCCAGGUAGGGAACUGAAACUUUGUGGACAUCACCUGCGCGAGGAGAUCAACGAGAUGAUUCACCAUUGGAUGACAGAUGAAAAGGAUGAUUUCUACAGCGCCCUGACGAAGAUAAAGGGCAUCGUGGCAAAGCCAAUCUUGACCGAGGAGGAGCUGGACCUGUUGGACAGCAAGGAAGAAUGGCAGAAGACGCUGGGCCCAGACGGUGAUGUGAUGUUCACGCGAAGGCAGGACGGACCAAAGCCACCUGUAGAGGAUGAUGACGACGACGAUGAGGUCAUUGAUGUAAAUCCAGAUGGCACGCGCAUGCGAUCUGCCGAAGCACCAGGCGUGGCAGCCAGGAAUGCGACAGGGCACAAAGCCACCGGUGAGGAUUACUACACACUUCUCGGAGUGAGCCCAACAUCUUCUCUUCAAGAGAUCCGAACCAGAUUCCGCGCACUUGUCCUGACGGCACAUCCUGAGAAGGGUGGUGAUCCUGAGACGUUCCACAAACUCAACAAGGCAUACAGUGUUCUGAGCGAUCCAGCCAAGCGGAAGGAAAUGAUCGAUGAUGGUGCCGAUCUUCUCGAUCCAUUCUCUUCCGCCGAAAAUGCUGCCGACCUUGUGCUCGAUCAGGUCUUGCAGGAGGGUGGCACACUGCUGUAUGAGAGUUACAUCGCCCGGAAAUCAUUCGCGUUCGCGGCUGCGGCUGCCUGCGAGGUUCUCGUGGGUGAGAUGAAGAUGCAAUUCGUCAGUUAUGAUAGCGGCGAGGGCCAGCAGCUGGUGAAACACCUGGUCUCAUGCCGACCAGCCACUGGCAGCAAAGCUGAUAUUCGACGAGAUGCAGAGGACGAUGUCUCGGGUGCACGAGGCGCUGUCGAAGCGGUGCCACGUCCAGGGUCCGCACCAGCAAGCACCAACGGGAGGCUUGAUUCGGCUGCGACGGCCUCGCAGAUGGCCAAUAUUCCGGCAACUCUCGCAGACAAGAAAAGUGAUCGUCCUGGAAUCAGCGAAGAGGCGCUGCGAGACGGAUGGUGCCUCGAGUCCGAGCCUUCCAGGUGUCGGAUUGACACUUGGGCCAGGGCCUGUGUGCCAGUGCGCAAAACAAGCCGACAAAAGAUGGUUGGCCACAACGAUUCAUCCCGCAAGGGGCAUGCAUCGAAUGGAUCUGUUUCAGUUCCUAGUAGUCGAUCGCCAUCCCGCUUUGGUGCCCACCCGGUGGUAGAGGGAGCCGAGGGGCUGAAAGCAGCAAGGAACCAAAUGAUUCCACUCAUCGACGAGCGCGAGGAGGACGCGGAGGAGAUGAUGCUGAGGGACCUCAAAGAGAGAGAGGCUCGAAAGCAUCGGGAGGAGCAUGUCCGCGCAGAGCGAAAGGCUGCUGAAGAAGAGGCGGCCAAGCUCGUGCAGGUGAAAGAUGACAAGAGGAGGCAGUUUACCUACGAUUCCGAAGGGAACAUGAUCGCGGUUCAGCCUCCGCAACUGAAUCGGUUGCCAAACCCAUGUCCUGCCAUGACGUUCGUUUGCAAGGAGGAGCACUCCCAAGAACAUCGGCAGUCAGAGGAGAAGAGAGUACCUCGUGCCCGUGACAGAAGCACAAAGGGCAAAAGGAGAGAUUCCACUGAGCUCAAAGAUGGUUUCAAGAAGUUCUUGUCGCAACAGCCAUCCAUGAUGGAGGCCAUGGUGAUGUCACCUGGCGUGGAACUCGAAGAGCGAAACAAGACCAAGCGUGGGGAGAAGAUCAAGAUUGACCCGGGAACCAUGUCCCGGAAAGAGUACGAGGAAGGCAUCCAAAGAGUACCACCCAGCAAGACAGGUGCGACGCCUGACAAAUCCCCGCCCGCACAGCCAUCAACAGCACAAGAGUCGAAUUCUGCCCACGGCGCUGCUGCACUUCCUGUCGUGCAGGCUACUGAAGGGCCGAGUCCUGAUGCAGCCAAACAUGUGCGGUCUGAAGGUGGAUCCGGUUUGGUGACGGCGGCAGCCGCCCCGAAAGCACCGCCACCACGACCCCUGGAGCCUUCGGCUCCAUCAAUCAGUAAACGAGUUCUGCCGAAGCGAGAUGCUUUGGGAUACUCCCUAAGUGCCCGAGAACGGCUCCGCAUCAACGCUGGCUCGCGCUUCCCCCACUGCGCACCACAGCCACCACUUGGCGCCACGAUGGGGCACGGACUUCUUCCACAGUCGAGCAAAGAUCAGGAGUUUUACUUCCCGGGCGCGACGAGCAUUGUGGGGGAGGAGGAGCUUCGUACUCCGAGGGAGCAGUUCCAAGGCCAGAUCGUCAGCAAGCCGUGCACUGAGCAGUUUCGCCUACUGCGGGAUCUGCUUGGGAAACGCAGUCUCCACUGCAGUCUUGAACUCUGA